This is a messenger RNA of Ixodes scapularis (black-legged tick), 711 nucleotides long. RefSeq lists its product as uncharacterized. The record is from RefSeq and is a predicted model, not a curated record. Lineage: Eukaryota; Metazoa; Arthropoda; Arachnida; Ixodida; Ixodidae. The transcript is spliced from 4 exons. The coding region runs from base 138 to 623 and encodes 161 amino acids.
GAAUCGCGAAAAUAUGGUAUUUGGUAAAUAUGGUAAACCUUCAGUUGAGAGUGCUUCAUCUAUGUCAAAUUCGUCCUUAUUUAUUUUGUGCUUUCCUACUAACAGUAUAGUUCAACCCAUUUUUUGUCAAAAAAGGAAUGGGCAUUUCCUUGGUAUAUUACGAUACAUAUAAAAGACUUCAGCUGCCAGUGCCUGUUUUGGACAGGGAAGAUCCCACACCACCGGCUUUUUCUGAGGAAGAUGGCAUGGUACACCUCGGUGGCAAGAUAAAGCUUUCGAAGCUAAAGAUUGAUGAUUUAGUAGACAGACUCCCUCCCAAACGAUAUGUGAAAGAUUUGUGCAGGUGUAUUUAUACUCACGAAGAGAUGUGCGCGAGAAGUGUGACCGGUGCCCCCUGCCGGAGUCAUUUGAAGGAUGGGGCAAAGGGGAAGCUGCCGGUAACCCCAAUGAAACUGCUGGCCCUUGCAAAUGGUCUCAUGUACUACGAGGGAGCCAAACCCACCGAAGCUCGGCACACGGGCCCCGAACUUCAGAAGAUUGUGCGGGAGGUUUUAAAGGAGUUCCUGCCCGACAACGCAAGACAAGGCACAAGAAGGAGGGAACCACCGGCACCCAAAGAAUAAAUGUGCAUGCUUGGGUGAAACAGCACACAAGAUUUACACCCAAGCCUCCAUCCUCUCAAUAAAUGUUCCUCGAGGCAUUUAGGCAUAA